Molecule: messenger RNA, 1107 nt
Organism: Colletotrichum abscissum
Lineage: Eukaryota; Fungi; Ascomycota; Sordariomycetes; Glomerellales; Glomerellaceae
Exons: 1
Coding region: 1-1107 (368 amino acids)
Source: RefSeq, a predicted model, not a curated record
AUGGCGCUCUCAACAAAAACGACAUUCAUCGCGUCAACCUUUCCCGAAAACCCGCUCAAAACGGCCGACUUCUCGCCACCAGCGUCCUCCUGCUCGGGCAUCUACCUCACCAACAACGUCUACGCCAUCGACAAUGACUCGAAAUGCCUACCCAACAAGUUCAACGGCGCCAGCACGGCCUUCUACUCCCCCGGAACCGUCUGCCCCACGGGCUACACCGCGCAACCUCAGUGCUCGCGCAACGGCGGUGUGCGCUCUAUCACGACCGUUACAUGCUGUCCAUACCGCGGAGAUAUGACGCUAUCGUGUGUCGAGGACGACAUGACGCUUGCCAACGUGUGGGAGACACAAUUCUGCACGUGGAUGGCGGGCCCUGCGACGGUCGUUGAUAUUACACGGACGGACAAUGGUGUGGUGGCUACGCAGGCUGUUACGAUGUCGGACCGUGAUGGCGUGAACGCGUGGGGUAUCAGGAUGGUGUAUCAGGCAAGCGAUCUCGUGCCCAAGACGACCUCGGGAGCAUCAAUUGCGUCGGCAACGGCAACGGGAACGGCGGCGGCGGGAAGCGGUGUGACAUCGGGUGCGAGUGCGACUGGAACGGCGGCCGGAGCGGACAACACCAGCGGCAGCGCGACCGGCGCCGCCACAUCGGGAGCGAGUUCAGGUGGUCUGUCAACGGGCGGCAUCGUCGCUGUAGCAGUCGUCGUCCCCGUCGUCGCGAUAGCAGCGCUCGUGGGCCUGUUCUUGUGGUGGAGGCGGCGGAAGCACCGGUACGCGGGCGUGAAGCCCGCUGAGACGCCCACAGCACCUGAGAUGGAUGGGUCGUCGGCCAUGGGGUCUCAGAGCGCGUACGCGUACCAGAACCAGCAGUACGCGCAGCAACAGCACAAUGGGCAGUAUCCCCAGGCGUCACCGCCUGCAUCGGAAAUGGUUGGGACCGACAUGGCUGGGUAUUACAACAACGACAAGGUCCUCAUGAACCCCGGUGGCCAGCAUCAAGGCGCAGGGCACACGCAAUACAAAGGGUAUACACACCCCCAGCCGCCUGUAGAGUUGGCUAGCGGGGAGGGGCCUACGGAGUUGCCUGCUGAUAAUGAUCGGAGGUGA